AUGUUUCCCUCUACCCAAAUCCACACCUUAGACUGUCACUGCAUUAAAUGUCACAACAGUCAUCAGAAAUCUUCUUAUGCUGCAAAGCGUACUGAGACUCGUCGUAAUAAGAGAGCUAGAGUUGAAGCCGCAAUGAGAAACAUGGAUGUAGAUACUGAGGUAAUCCCGACUUCUCGUUCCAAUUCUGUGGAAGCAAUGGACGGUCAGACCAACUCACCUUUUUUGGAUGCCGCCUCAAUGUUUGACAAUGACAGAGACGACAAUGAUUUCGAUGACAAUGUUGAAGAUGAAGUCAAUGAGAUCGAGAUUGAGGACUUCAACAGUGAAGACCCUUUUGCUGCUCCUGAUAUGCCCGAAAAUGAAGUCCAUCAAUUCAUAGCCAUCUUUACGGUACUAUUUGCUUCACGUCAUGUUGUUGAUAAGGGUGCUGCUGUCUUGAUUGAGUUUAUCAACAACCUGCUGAGAAUCUACGAUCAAGAUUUUCAAUUACCAACCAGUCUUGCCGGUUUACAAAAAAUGACAGGAUUUUCUGCUAUUACAAAAGGCAUCAAGAAAUUUGUGGUGUGCCAAGACUGUCAUACAUUGCAACGCCUUGGAUACUUUGAUCUAGUACGUGGAACGAUCAUUGAUCCCAUGCAUAAUCUUUUCCUGGGGACGUCUAAGAGAUUAAUGGAUUGGUGGAUUGAUGAGAAGACAAUUGGACCUGAAGAGUUUGCUUCGAUGGAGAAAAUUGCAGAGACAAUGGUACUACCCAGAGAUUACACCACACUGACAACCAAAAUUGGAAAGGGCUUCAGCUACAUGAAAGCGGACGAGUGGAAAUCAUGGGUUCUGGUUUAUUCUCCUGUCUUGUUGCAUGGUAUUCUCCCUCCAUUACAAUUCAAGAACUGGAUGUAUUUCGUUGAUGCAUGCCGAUACUACGUAAAGCCCAGCAUUACUUUUGAUGAGAUCACCACUGCCCACAGCCUGUUAGAAAAGUUUUGCAAUGCAUGUAACGUAGACUAUACCGCCACUAUUCUCACCUGCAAUAUGCACCUACACCUCCAUCUUCAUGAAUGCAUUCGUGAUUUUGGACCAGUGUAUGGUUAUUGGCUCUUUGGGUUUGAGCGAUACAAUGGUAUUUUAAAGAAUUUCAAGACAAAUGGCAAAGACGGUUUUGAGGCGACCUACAUGAAAAAUUUUGUUCAGAAUGCGUAUAAGGGUGAUUAUGUCAAUGCUGUUCUUAAAAGUUCUAGCCAGAUCCCCUUCAUUCACACUCUGUCUAAACUUGUUACAACCUCCAUACCUGCCGCCACAGUCACCACUCUCUCCAGUCGCCCAUUCAGAUUGCAAACAUUCGUUCAAGGCUACACUGAUCCUUAUAAUCCACCCAAGGGUAACGAGCCUCUUCCUCCUUCUACAUUUCCUCUAAAAUACAAAAAGCCAUCAGUAAUGGAUGAUUCCGACUAUCUCCAUUUACUUGAAUAUUACCAAGUCGUUUACAACCUCCCAGACCUUGCCAGCUAUCAGGACACGUCCUAUAAUCGCCCAGCACUUGACAAUCAAAUCAUCAAAUUGAAGUCAAUUGACAUUCUUGGUCAACACUAUCGAGGAACAAACAACAGCACAAUCAGUCGCGGAUCACUUGUUCAGGCAAAGUUUGUUGGUAGUAAUGGAAACAUUAUACUUGGAUUUGCUGGACAAAUUCAGUAUCUUUUUACACACUCCUUCCAACUUCCACCCACGCACAAUCUCCAUCUGACUCGCAUGGUUCAUGAUCAUCAACAUGUAUUCGCAUUUAUCAAGUGGUUUUGUACUUCCUCUGAUAGGUCGCGUGAGGAUGACGGUGUUGAAUUUUGUUUGCCCACGUUCUCUCCUGAUAGCUACCAUAGCAUUAUACCUGUACAUCGCAUCUUAUUAGAGGUUGCUACAGCUACUAUUGCGACAAGUAGAAAUGUUAGCAAAAUGCUGGUAAUUCCAUUGCCAAAGAAGCUAUAUGCUUAA
Messenger RNA from Phycomyces blakesleeanus NRRL 1555(-), 1983 nucleotides. RefSeq lists its product as hypothetical. Lineage: Eukaryota; Fungi; Mucoromycota; Mucoromycetes; Mucorales; Phycomycetaceae. The transcript has 5 exons. The coding region runs from base 1 to 1983 and encodes 660 amino acids. The record is from RefSeq and is a predicted model, not a curated record.